GUUGUUUAACGGGACAUCACCCACCACACCCUGACUUUAGUCGUUUAGCUAGCUACGAAACCUUUUCCCCACCAGAUCUGACGUUUUUAUACACGGAUUUCUUCAGAAAACAAUACUGAAUAUUGACUUUGCCAUGGCCUGUAGUCCACCCCCUAAUUUCUCCUGGGUCGAACCUAAAAAGUUGGCAGGACUGGCUCUCCCUCGAAUGACUGCCCACUACCAAUACCUUCUGGACAAUGGCAUUCAACACCUGGUCUGCUUGUGUGAGAAAAAACCUCCCAACUAUGAUACCGUCCCAGGAGUGAAACUACACCACAUCAAGAUAAUAGACUUCACCCCACCAACUCCAGAACAAAUUCAGAGGUUUCUGUCUAUUGUGGAGGAAUCGAAUGCUAAAGGCGAGGGUGUAGCUGUUCACUGUAUGCAUGGCCAUGGGAGGACGGGGACCAUGUUGGCCUGCUAUCUGGUGAAGACCAGGCAGAUCUCAGGCAUCGACGCCAUCAGUGAGGUCAGGAGACUACGUCACGGCUCUAUUGAGACACACGACCAGGAGAAAGCAGUGGUGCAGUUUUACCAGCGCAUUAAAUAACUGUUUUUUGUUUAAAUAUUUUACAUUUAAAUCAUUUUAAAGGGGAAAUCAACUUGUAUACCUGCACUGUACACAUCUAUACCUAUUGAAGUGGCCAAAUUUAAAAUGGGGGACACAUUUUUAUAUAUUGUAGCUGCAUUUCUUCUUUAAAGCUGCUACUCAGGUUUGGAACUACAUGGAUUUUUUUUAGGAGUGCCUGUUUUUAACUCUGGGAAGGUGUCCUGAAUUGUAUGGGGAGUAUACGGUACAUCUAUAAUGUGUACCAUGACCGCUGUGCCUCUGCAUUGCUCACUCUCUGGGGUUUUAGGCUGGGUAUCUAUAAUGUGUACCAUGACCGCUGUGCCUCUGCAUUGCUCACUCUCUGGGGUUUUAGGCUGGGUAUCUAUAAUGCACUUUGUGACAACUGCUGAUGUAAAAUGGGCUUUAUAAAACACAUUUGAUUGCUGUUGUAAAUUUGCCAAAAAUAACCAUUAAUUUAUUACAAAAAAAUCCAUUAAUAAUGUACCUAAGUUUUGAUUUGAGUUCAAUUAAACAACAGACUCAUGCAAUAAGC
Oncorhynchus mykiss (rainbow trout) is the source of this 1142-nucleotide messenger RNA. It is a transcript of the gene dusp23b, whose product is annotated as dual specificity phosphatase 23b. NCBI's taxonomy places the organism in Eukaryota, Metazoa, Chordata, Actinopteri, Salmoniformes, Salmonidae. The record is from RefSeq and is marked provisional. Gene Ontology annotation, biological process: protein dephosphorylation.